AAAAAGGUUAGAUUGGUUUUUAGUUUCUAACCGUUUCCUCCUCUCCGCCGAUCGGCUUGCUAAUCCUCCGGUGGAUAUUGAACCAAAGGGCAUUUUUUUAUGAUACUUUGUGUUUGAAUUGAUAUAAUGAAUAUCAACAAAGAUGAGGCUCUAAGAGCCAAAAAUUUAGCAGAAGGUUUAAUGCAAAAGUCUGAUUUCACUGCCGCUCGUAAGCUUGUAAUCAAGGCUCACAACAUGGAUUCAAGUCUUGAGAAUAUAUCUCACAUGACGAUGGUAUGUGACGUGCACUGCGCUGCUGCGACGGAGAAGAUGUUUGGUAAUGAGAUGGAUUGGUACGGGAUACUUCAGGUUGAGAUGAGUGCUGAUGAUAUUAUGAUCAAGAAACAGUAUAGGAAGCUUGCGCUUCUUCUCCAUCCGGAUAAAAACAAGCUCCCUGGUGCUGAGUCUGCUUUUAAACUUAUUGGUGAAGCGCAGAGGAUACUUUUGGAUAAAGAGAAGAGGAUGCUUCAUGAUGUUAAACGCAGAACUUUUACGAGGCCUGUGCCUGCACCGUCUUAUAGAUCCCAACAGGUGCCGCAGAGUUAUCGUGCGCAGCAGGCGAGUGUUAAUAUGAGGAAUGCUUUCAACGUGUUUAGACCUCAACCCCAACCUGCUGCUUUCAGUCACCGGCCAACGUUUUGGACCUCUUGUCCGUUUUGUGGGAGCAGGUAUGAGUAUGGAAGGGAGCAUGUGAAGAGAGAAGUUACUUGCCAGUCUUGCAAAAAACAGUUUGUUGCUUUUGAAGUCUCUUUCUCGAGUGUACCAACGGCGAAAAGGUCUUAUCAGAGUACUUCUUCUUUCUCUCAGCAAGGCCAAAAGGCUUACCCUGAACCUCACAAGCGUCCAGAUUAUCCUGCCACAGCUUUCUCUGGAAAGGCUACGGCAUCUUCUACUGCGGAAAACAAUAAGGGAAAGAGGAAGAGGAAUGAUAUAGAUGAAAUUAGUGAAAGCUCUGACAGUGAAAGUAGUAGCGACUCAGAAGAUGAUGAUACUAUGGCAGCAGGGGAUAUAGGGUCCAAUGGAGGAGAGCAGCCUCGGAGGUCAGUACGUAGCAAGCGUCAGGUUUCUUAUAAUGAGAAUUUGAGCGACGAUGAUGUUGACUUAGGCAAUGACAUUGGGGAAGGGUCCGGGAAAAGUGUAGAUACUGAAAAGGAAGAAGAGGCUGAAGAGGAAAAGCAGACACAUGAGGAUCAUCAGCACCAGUCUCCUGAAACAUUACCUAAUGGCAUAAACCCAAAGGAGAAGAUACAAGAAGAGACUUUAGAUGAUUGGGAGGACGAGGAUGAUUCGGAGGACGAGUCAAGUCUAAGAGGUGAAGAAGCAGAACCAAAUGUUAUCAACUGUGACGAUCCUGAGUUUUCAGACUUUGAUAAGUUGAGGGAGGAAGGCUGUUUUGAUAAAGGUCAGGUAUGGGCUUUAUAUGAUGAAGGAGAGGGGAUGCCUAGAUUUUAUGCUGUCAUAAGAAAAGUAGUCACAAGUCCAAAAUUCUCUGUAAAGUACGUAUGGUUAGAGCCAGAUGAAGAUGAAGAGGAUGAAACACGAGAUUUGCCUGUGUCUGUCGGUAGGUACGUACUUGGUGAUGAGGCUAAGACAAAUAGCUGUGACUUAUUCUCUCAUUUGGUUCGAAGCAAAACAAGAAGCAAUGCUCGGAACUUUACGGUGCUCCCGGGGAAAGGAGAAACGUGGGCUCUUUUCAAGAACUGGGACAUGGACAACUCAGAUUCUCCUCGUGAGUAUGAGUUUGUUGAGAUACUGUCUGAUCAUGCAGAGGGACCAACGAUAUCUGUCGGGUUCUUGUAUAAAGUGGAAGAGUUUAAGUAUGUUUACAGUCCAAUGCCGAAGGAUGAAGCAGACACUUUUGAGAUUCUGCCUCAUGAGUUCUUUAGGUUCUCACAUAGGGUUCCGUCUUUUAGAUUGAAGGGAACAGAAGGGAGAGGUGUAUCUGAAGGUUGGUAUGAGCUUGAUCCAGCUGCUUUACCAGUACCUGGCCCGCAAAAUAUAUCAGGAGAGGAAGCAGCAGCUCAAGAACAAGACCAUCAAUCUCCUCCUUCAGGAUCUGACUGUUGAUAUCAUAACCAGUUUAUUCUGUUUGGGCGUACAGAAUACAACUUUGUUGUUAAGCUUGAUACAUCUUUGUUGUUUGUAGCUAGCACUUGAGAUUUCUAUUUUCUUAGUUACUCAGACUUGUAUCUUAAUUAGCAUAUGCUUCAAACCACAUUGUUUGUUAAGAAACUGGUAUCCAUUUUCACUUUGUAAAGUAGCUUUAGUUUCAAUUUCUGUCAUGGGA
This is a messenger RNA of Eruca vesicaria subsp. sativa (arugula), 2326 nucleotides long. Lineage: Eukaryota; Viridiplantae; Streptophyta; Magnoliopsida; Brassicales; Brassicaceae. The record is from the annotation of a GenBank genome assembly.